GUAAAGAUGGCAACAAAAUCACUACGGUUAUUGCCACUCCAGGCCAGGGUUCGGACAGACCGCAGGAGGUCUCUUAUAUGGACACAAAAGUCAUUGGUAAUGGCAGUUUCGGUGUUGUAUUCCAAGCAAAGCUGUGUGAAACAGGGGAACUCGUUGCCAUCAAGAAGGUGCUUCAAGAUAAACGAUUUAAGAACCGUGAAUUGCAGAUAAUGAGAAGACUAGAACACUGUAAUAUAGUCAAACUGAAAUAUUUCUUCUAUUCCAGUGGUGACAAAAAAGAAGAGGUGUUUUUGAAUCUAGUGUUAGAGUUUAUCCCAGAGACAGUAUAUAAAGUAGCAAGGCAUCACAGCAAACAGAAGCAGACGAUACCAAUCAGCUAUGUUAAGUUGUAUAUGUACCAGUUGUUCCGGAGCCUAGCCUACAUACACUCUUUGGGGGUAUGUCAUAGAGACAUCAAGCCCCAGAACCUUCUUUUAGAUCCAGAGACAGGCGUUCUCAAGCUCUGUGAUUUUGGGAGUGCCAAACAUUUGGUGCGAGGGGAGCCCAAUGUAUCAUACAUAUGCUCCCGUUAUUACAGGGCUCCAGAACUCAUAUUUGGGGCCACUGAUUACACGACUAAUAUAGAUGUAUGGAGUGCCGGCUGCGUCUUAGCAGAACUGUUAUUAGGGCAACCCAUCUUCCCAGGGGAUUCAGGAGUGGAUCAGUUAGUAGAAAUAAUUAAAGUCCUUGGCACGCCGACCCGCGAGCAGAUUAGAGAGAUGAAUCCAAACUAUACCGAGUUCAAGUUCCCUCAGAUCAAAUCACAUCCUUGGCAGAAGGCAUUGAUGUCACGCAUGGCUGAUUCAACCAGCAAUGAUAAAAAUCAUCAGAAGAUUAGAUUAUUCAUGUCAGAGCAUUACUCUAGUCGUGCUGGCUCUCAUGGAUUAGCUAGUCUUAAGAUUACUGACAGCAAUUUAGAGGAUCUUGCAGGUGUCCAAGUGGAGGGACCAUUCCAAAGGAAAGGUAUGAUGGGCCUUGUGUAG
Messenger RNA from Macrobrachium nipponense, 1022 nucleotides. Its product is annotated as glycogen synthase kinase-3 beta-like. The record is from RefSeq and is a predicted model, not a curated record. Gene Ontology annotation, biological process: signal transduction; protein phosphorylation; negative regulation of canonical Wnt signaling pathway. Gene Ontology annotation, cellular component: axon; nucleus; cytoplasm. Gene Ontology annotation, molecular function: ATP binding; protein serine/threonine kinase activity. Bases 78 to 1022 code for a protein of 314 amino acids. NCBI's taxonomy places the organism in Eukaryota, Metazoa, Arthropoda, Malacostraca, Decapoda, Palaemonidae. The transcript has 8 exons.